GAGGCAAGCAUGACUCAGGGCAGGAGUGGGAUGCCCAGGAGGCUGGUGCGAUGAGCGGUGACGUCCUGCAGGAGAUCAAGGCUGCCUUUGACAUUUGUGAUACCACCGGCUCGGGCGAAAUCAACGCCAAGGAGCUGCACUUGGUCAUGCGGAAGCUGGGCUUCAAGGACUCCUUCGAGGAGGUGGACCGCAUGAUCGCGCAGGCGGACGAUGGCAGCGGGACGAUGAACUUUGGAAAGUUCCGCUGCAUGGUGGGAAGGAAGAUGACGGAGCGGAAGCCGCGAGUGGAGAUCGCCUUUCAGCAGUUCGACCCGGAAAAGCACGGCUUCAUCACUGUGCAGAAGCUGAAGCGAGUAGCCAGGUCGCUUGGCGAGGACUUGCGUGAUGCCGAGCUGCAGGACAUGAUCAAUCUCGCCGACAAAGAUGGUGACGGGGUUGUCAGCCGAGAGGACUUCAUGUCAUUCAUGAAGGAGCGAGACAUGUGGUGAGACGAGAAAGCCUCGGAGGCCACGGUAGCUGCAUGGCAGUUGAUGGAAGUGCGUGGGGACAGGUUUCGGAAUUUUGGUCGUCGCUUUCCAUUUGCAGGGGUUCUCAGGAUGUCGAAUGGCUGUCGGCUCAAAGACCCUAUCAACCUUUCGGCACGCUUCGCGUUCGCCAGAAGUGGCGCAGAAUUCGCUGCAAGUUCACUGGCUUCCGGCCACGCCGAGCUGCGAUUUUGGCCGCAGGGCCAAAGGUUUGCCCCGGUGGCCCAGCCGUCCUUCUGGCGCCGAAUGGCGGCGCAAGGCGGCGCCCAAAAGCUCCUCGUUUUCCGGCGGUCGCCUGGACCUCGUCAAUUACUCCAGUGA
Molecule: messenger RNA, 845 nt
Organism: Effrenium voratum
Lineage: Eukaryota; Dinophyceae; Suessiales; Symbiodiniaceae
Source: the annotation of a GenBank genome assembly